Glycine soja is the source of this 1927-nucleotide messenger RNA. RefSeq lists its product as uncharacterized. The transcript is spliced from 2 exons. The coding region runs from base 74 to 1759 and encodes 561 amino acids. The record is from RefSeq and is a predicted model, not a curated record. NCBI's taxonomy places the organism in Eukaryota, Viridiplantae, Streptophyta, Magnoliopsida, Fabales, Fabaceae.
UACUACACACCUUGCAAAAACCGCUAUUGUUGAUUAAUACCUAUAUUGUCCAUAUAUUGACACUCAUUCAACUAUGGAAAACUCAACAAUGGGUAGUAAUUGUCUUACCACAUGUUGUACGGGGAAUUUCUUCAAGAAAAAGAAAUCUCUCCCCAUUGAUACCAUAUUCAAGCUUCCUGUUCCUGAUGCAAAUUCUUCUUGGCCUCAAGGUGGUAAUUUUGCUAGUGGAAUAAUCGAUCUGGGUGGGCUACAAGUGUCUCAAAUAUCAACAUUCAACAAAGUAUGGGGCACCUAUGGCGGCGGACCGGACAAUCAAGGCUUCACCAUGUUUGAAGCAUCAGGAAUUCCUCAAGGUUUCUUUAUGUUAGGUAGCUACUGCCAACCCAACAACAAGCCUCUUUUUGGAUGGGUUCUUGUGGCAAAAGAUGUGUCUAAAAGCACAAGCAACCCCACUUUAAAGCAACCAAUCGAUUACACGCUUGUAUGGAACAGUGCAUCAAUGAAGAUCAACCAAGAUGGUCCCAUCUAUGUUUGGCUACCAACAGCACCUGAUGGGUACAAAGCUUUAGGCCAUGUUGUCACCACCACACCAAAUAAGCCUUCUUUUGACAAAAUCAGGUGUGUGAGGUUAGACCUCACUGACCAAUGUGAGACAAGUUUAUUGAUUUGGGAAUCAGGCAGCUUCAAUGUUUAUGACGUUAGACCAAGCAAUAGGGGGAUUCAAGCUCCUGGUGUUAGAGUAGGCACAUUUGUUGCUCAAAAUGGUAGCACCGAACCUCCAUCUAUUGCUUGUUUGAAAAACAACACCAAUGCUAUCCCAAAAUACAUGCCUAACCUACAACAAAUCAAGGCAAUAAUGCAAGUUUACUCUCCAACUAUGUGCUUGCACCCUGAUGAAGAAUACUUGCCAUCUUCUGUGGAUUGGUUUUUCUCCAAUGGAGCACUACUUUACGAGAAAGGGCAAGAGUCAAAUCCUGUUUCAAUUGCACCAAAUGGCACAAACCUGCCUCAGGAUCAUAACAAUGAUGGUGCCUAUUGGCUGGACCUGCCUUCUGACGCAGCCAACAAAGAGAGGGUCAAGAAAGGAGACUUGCAAAGUGCCAAAAGCUAUGUGCAUGUGAAGCCAAUGCUUGGAGGAACUUUCACUGACAUUGCAAUGUGGGUCUUCUACCCAUUCAAUGGACCUUCAAAAGCAAAAGUUGAGUUCAUUAAUGUUAAAUUAGGGAAGAUAGGUGAACAUGUUGGUGACUGGGAGCAUGUGACACUAAGGGUAAGCAACUUCAACGGCGAACUAUGGCAGGUCUAUUUCUCACAACACAGCAAGGGUGCAUGGGUUGAUUCCUCUCAGAUUGAGUUCCAAAGUGGUGGUGGCAACAAACCAUUAUACUAUUCUUCCUUGCAUGGCCAUGCAUCAUACCCACAUGCUGGCCUUAAUAUGCAAGGGACAGAUAACAUAGGCAUAAGGAAUGACACUGCCAAAGGUGACAAAAUGAUGGAUAUGGGGGCAUUUGAAUUGGUUUCUGCUGAGUAUUUGGGUUAUGCAGUUAUAGAGCCUCCUUGGCUGAACUAUUUCAGGGAAUGGGGUCCUAAAAUUGAUUAUAGCAUAGAUGUUGAGUUGAAGAAGAUUGAGAAGUUCUUGCCUAAGAAUCUAAAAGAUGCUUUGGAGAAGAUUAUGAGGAGUUUGCCAAGUGAGGUGCUGGGAGAGGAAGGACCCACAGGUCCAAAAGUCAAGAAUAAUUGGAUUGGAGAUGAAGUUUAAUUGAAGAUUGUACACUUCAGUUACAUUGAUUCUCACGUAUAAUAAAGUGUGCAUGUGCAUAUUGUGUGCAGAACAGAACUCAAUGUCCUAUUCAAUUAAUUAGUUAGGAGUUAUAUAUCAUUUUGUUACAAUUUAAUCAAAAUAGCUUCUAACAGCUUGUUACAUGCC